This is a messenger RNA of Schistocerca nitens (vagrant locust), 1128 nucleotides long. RefSeq names its product hydroxyacylglutathione hydrolase, mitochondrial (gene tzn). The record is from RefSeq and is a predicted model, not a curated record. Gene Ontology annotation, molecular function: hydroxyacylglutathione hydrolase activity. NCBI's taxonomy places the organism in Eukaryota, Metazoa, Arthropoda, Insecta, Orthoptera, Acrididae.
AUGUUCAAUAACAUUGUACGAUUCUUGCCAACAGGAGUUGUUACAAAUCUUACGGCAGCUUAUUUUAAAGUUUCAGCUUGGAAAUCUGUAGGCUUCCGAGGCACUCAUAGUAUAACUCAAUCAGAACUACUCCCCAACAUGAAGGUCCAGGUUCUGUCUGCACUGAAGGACAAUUACAUGUACUUGAUUGUGGAUGAAGCAACAAAACAAGCAGCUGUUGUUGACCCUGUGGAUCCUGACAAAGUACUGCAGGCCGUACAGCAGGAAGGAGUGAAUUUAACAACUGUUCUUACAACUCAUCAUCACUGGGAUCAUGCUGGAGGGAAUGAAAACAUUGCAAAGAAAGUGGCAGGACUGCAAGUUUUAGGAGGUGAUGAGCGUGUGGGUGCACUCACCUGGAAGGUCAAGCACGGUGAUGAGUUGAAUGUGGGUAAUCUCCAUAUUCGCUGUCUGGCUACUCCGUGCCAUACGUCUGGACAUAUAUGCUAUGUAGUUGGUGCACAGGGAGAGCCAGCACCUGCUGUAUUUACUGGUGAUACUCUUUUCAUAGCUGGUUGUGGACGCUUUUUUGAAGGCACGCCACAACAGAUGUACCAUGCCCUUGUGGAAGUACUAGGAACAUUGCCUGAUGACACAAGGGUCUUUUGUGGCCAUGAAUAUACAGUUGCCAACCUAAAAUUUGCUGGACAUGUUGAACCUGCCAACCAAGACAUCAAAAGAAAAAUGGAAUGGGCACAGGGAAAACGUUCAAAGCAGGAACCAACAGUGCCAUCAACUAUUGGUGAAGAAAAGCGAAUAAACCCAUUUAUGCGUGUACAUGAGUCAUCGGUACAGAAGCAUGCAGGAUUGAGUGAAGCAAUUGCUACAAUGGGAGCCAUCAGAAAGGAGAAAGACUCUUUCAGAGCAUAAAAAUUUCAGAAGACUUAUAAAAAGAAGAGCUUGGUUCAUCUAAUGAAAGUUGAAGGUACGCAUUCCGCCAAUUAUCUCCAUGCUGGUCAAGGCAGUCCAUCAAAAAUCUGAAGAAAGAACUCUAUAUUCAGAAAAUUAACCUUUAAAAUCUUAGAACUGUGAAUGGCCUUACCCUGUAAAUAAAUAAGUAGCUGCAGAAAAUAAAUUUAAUGCCUAAUA